Molecule: messenger RNA, 432 nt
Organism: Sphaerulina musiva SO2202
Lineage: Eukaryota; Fungi; Ascomycota; Dothideomycetes; Mycosphaerellales; Mycosphaerellaceae
Product: phosphotransmitter protein Ypd1
Exons: 3
Biological process (GO): phosphorylation; phosphorelay signal transduction system
Cellular component (GO): cytoplasm; nucleus
Molecular function (GO): protein histidine kinase binding; histidine phosphotransfer kinase activity
Source: RefSeq, a predicted model, not a curated record
GAUGAACAGACGGACGAGAUUAUCUCGAUCGAUGACUUUGGCGACUUGAUCGACCAAGCCACCUUUGAGCAGAUUCUCGAAAUGGACGACGACGAGGAGGAGCGCGAGUUCAGCAAAUCGAUAGUCUACGAUUUCUUCGAUCAAGCGGGCCAAACGUUUAAGAACAUGUACAAAAGCCUCGAGGACAAGGAUCUUGGACAGCUCUCCGCGCUGGGACACUUUCUCAAGGGAUCCUCGGCGACUCUGGGCCUCACGAAAGUCAAGGACUCCUGCGAAAAGAUCCAACAUUUUGGUGCAAGAAAGGAUGAAACUGGCAACAAAGACGUGGAAGAUGAUGAAGUAAGCUUGAAGAGCUGUGAGAAGUCGAUUAAGCAGGCGGAGAAGGACUUUAAGGAGGCCGAAACACUGCUGAGAAAAUUCUACCACGAGGAC